AUGACUGAGGGUGCCACGGGGUGCGAAACGGCAGAGCCGAAUGCCAGCCUUCGGAUGCCGGAACCAACGGCAACCACGUCUUUUGGAUCAGGGCUCACCGCCGAAACUCCAGGCCGUUACUCUCGAGCUUGUACGGCCGCCGAAAUCGCCCUGUCAUGGCAGAUGACCGACCACUCCGGCCCUCGUCGUGGCACGUCGUCAUCCACCGGACCCACCCUCAAUCGUUCCGCUCCUGCAUUCAAGCUUUGUUGGAGGAAUCGACAUCCCUAUGUAGACACCGCCGCGGCGCGGAGACAGGACCGGCUUGAGAGCUCCAUCAUAAUCCUCAACUCAUCCUCAGCUCCUCCAAUCACAUCGUUCCCGGCUCUGCGCAAGCUAACAGGCGCAGCCGCGGCUCGCUUAUUGUCGAAGACCUCCAGCUGGGCGCAUCUCACAUACCUCCCCCUCACCCUCGAGCGACGAAUAUACCCUACCGGUCUUCCUCGUUCUGGCCUGUCCCCUCGUCGCCGACGUCUCUUGUCGUCAGACCACGACUAA
Molecule: messenger RNA, 537 nt
Organism: Puccinia triticina
Lineage: Eukaryota; Fungi; Basidiomycota; Pucciniomycetes; Pucciniales; Pucciniaceae
Exons: 2
Coding region: 1-537 (178 amino acids)
Source: RefSeq, a predicted model, not a curated record